Spodoptera exigua (beet armyworm) is the source of this 4232-nucleotide messenger RNA. Lineage: Eukaryota; Metazoa; Arthropoda; Insecta; Lepidoptera; Noctuidae. The record is from the annotation of a GenBank genome assembly.
UGGAAGUGCAAAGUGGACGGUGGUUGUAGAUACUAGUUAGUAACAGAUAUGUCGCAAAAUGGAUCGUGUAGUAACAAUAUGCGGAGAUCUGAAUCUAUGGAAGCUCUCACAGAGACCUCGCCUCCGUCGCCAAUGGGCGACGCGAAGGAGUCUAAGAUGAGCCAGAUACAGUUCUCAACUCCUUUCGAAAAACAGGAGAGCUCGGUAUGGCAGAAACGUCAACAGGCGGUGUGUGUGCGGCACGCGUUCAAGCACUACGGCUCCAAGAAACGACCCAACCAUGUGCUUAGCAACCUUAACAUGACUGUUGCUAAGGGUACCAUAUACGGUCUUCUCGGAGCUUCAGGAUGUGGUAAGACGACUCUGCUAUCCUGCAUCGUCGGCAGGCGGAAACUGAACAGCGGCGAGAUAUGGGUGCUUGGGGGCAAACCUGGCACCAAAGGUUCUGGAGUACCCGGCAAGCGGGUAGGCUACAUGCCCCAAGAGAUCGCUUUAUAUGGAGAAUUCACGAUCAAAGAAACCAUGAUGUACUUCGGCUGGAUCUUCGGCAUGGAGACCAAAGAGAUUGUGGACCGGCUGCGGUUCCUACUGGAUUUCCUCGACCUACCCAGCGAGAACAGAAUGGUUAAGAACCUUAGUGGUGGACAACAACGUCGUGUAUCAUUCGCCGUGGCGCUUAUGCAUGACCCUGAGCUGCUGAUCCUUGACGAGCCGACAGUCGGAGUGGACCCACUGCUGCGUCAGUCCAUCUGGACGCAUCUAGUCCGCAUCACCAGCUCUGGUGACAAAACCGUCAUCAUUACCACACAUUAUAUCGAAGAAGCAAGACAGGCUCAUUGUAUUGGUCUGAUGCGAAGCGGUCGCCUUUUGGCUGAGGAGUCACCUCAGGCGUUACUGCAGAUGUACAGCUGCAUAUCUCUUGAAGAUGUCUUCCUCAAACUGUCUAGGAAGCAAGUGGAUCAACAUACACAACAAAACGUUUCUCUUCCAGGCCAGGCCAACCAAGUUGUUGAGCUGAAUGUAACCGGAGGAGCCCUAGGGCUAAACAAAAUGUCCAAGAGAGAGGAGGCUCCUUACGCGGCCGAGGAUGCUCAAGUCGUAGGCCUGGUGUUCCAUCAAAGCAAGGAAGUGCUCAUCGUAGACCAUGGUGCAGGCUCGAAUGGCGAUAUCCCUGGCAAAGUAACUGAUGUUACACCUGACUGUGAUGACUGCGGAGACUGUCUAAACUUUACUUCUCGCGGAAAGAUAAAGGCGUUGAUCCAGAAGAACUUCCUUAGAAUGUGGAGAAACAUUGGUGUGAUGCUGUUCAUCUUCGUGUUACCUGUGAUGCAAGUUAUUCUGUUCUGUCUGGCUAUCGGAAGGGAUCCUAGUGGACUUAAGCUGGCUAUUGUAAACGACGACGUCCGCAUCAUCGAUGGUUACUGUCCUUAUAACUCGUCCUGCUCCAUGAAGAACUUAUCAUGUCGAUACCUGGAUAAUUUGAAUAAUCAUACGAUAAAGGAGUAUUAUGCAAACCUGACGGAUGCCCUGAAAGCUGUCGAGGACGGGGAGGCAUGGGGAGCGCUAUACUUCAACGAGAAUUACACUGACUCUCUUGUUGCAAGACUGGCUCUGGCUGACACUGCUGACAACGAAACCAUCACGUCAUCGGAGGUCCAAGUGUGGCUCGACAUGUCCAACCAACAGAUCGGUCUCAUGCUUAACAGGGACAUACAGUUCUCAUACAGAGACUUUGCCAAGGACUUGCUGCAAACGUGUGAAUACAAUCCGAAGCUGGGUGACAUCCCUAUCGACUUCAUGGACCCUAUCUACGGCAACAAGAACCCUUCAUUCACUGACUUCGUCGCGCCAGGAGUUAUUUUGACGAUCGUAUUCUUCUUAGCUGUCGCCCUAACAUCAUCAGCGCUGAUCGUGGAACGUAUGGAAGGUUUGCUGGACCGAUCCUGGGUGGCUGGCGUGUCUCCUGGUGAGAUCCUGUUCUCCCACGUGGUGACCCAGUUCGUGGUGAUGUGUGGACAGACUGCAUUGGUGCUUAUCUUCAUGAUAUCCGUGUUCGGAGUGAAGAAUAAUGGAAACAUCGUGUUUGUUAUUAUGCUGACUCUGCUGCAGGGUCUCUGCGGCAUGUGCUUCGGCUUCGUGAUAUCCGCAGCUUGCGAGCUAGAACGAAAUGCAAUCCAGCUUGCUCUCGGCUCCUUCUACCCGACGCUACUGCUCAGUGGCGUUAUCUGGCCCAUCGAGGGCAUGCCCUGGGUGCUGCGAUACGUGUCGCUCUGCUUACCGCUUACUCUCGCGACCAACUCGCUACGGUCCAUCCUUACCAGAGGCUGGCCCAUCACCGACCCUGAAGUGUACAUGGGCUUCGUCUCGACGCUAGCAUGGAUCGCCCUCUUCCUAAUCGUCACAUUAACUAUUUUGAAGUUCAAAAGAAAUUAAGAUGCCAUCGCACUUGCUCAAGGCAUUAGUCGUGAAAGUCGUGUCGACUUCGAAAGUCCGUCCUUUAGAUUUUUUCUAAAUGUAUCUAUUAUGCGUAAGAAUAGCAUUUAAAAUGGGGUUGCCAGACUAUCGUGAGUUGGCCGUUAAUUUAAAAAUAUAAUUUUAUUUUUUAUACAUAUUUUUACUUGUCUACCUGAUUUGACAGUUGUCGUAUUAAUCUGAACAAAAAUAGUCGAUUACUUUUUGUAAAUGUUUUGGUACGAUUUUAGGCUCACGAUAGGAAGGAGUUAGAAGUUCAGGACCACGCCUUAUAGUCAGUAAAUAUUUCUUCAUUUUAUAGGGUGAAGGGAGACAAGUCAGUUCGUUGUACACUCUCGAAACUAUUAUAAGAACAUGGAAAAGCAAAUAAAAAAUGCAAAAAAAAAAUAUAGUAGCUCGGAACCUAUAAGGUAUAAAACCGCUUUAAUCCCUAUUACCACCAAAUACCGAAAGUGUACGACUUACUUUUUAAUGUACUCGGAAAAGUAUUCUAUGUCGUGUUAUUGAAGUCUUAUUUACAAUGGCAGGCGUAGUUCACUUUUUCACAAGUUCUACAGGGUGUUUUUUUUCUAAAGUGGUGCGAGUUACAUUUUUCAAAUUACAAAUUGGUAUAAACGAAGAAAUUAUAAUUUAGUACAAUUUUUAAAUUGUAUACGAUGUCGUCUUUCGAGAAAAAUGUGCUACACGAUUUUAGUCUUAAAAUCCUCUUGUUUCUUAUAUAUUUUGCUCAAAAAUCGAACAAAACUGAUUUUUUAUGACCUUAGUUCUUAUAGCUAAUUGACUGUUAGUCGGAAUGUAAAUAGUAGCCUAUAUUUAUGCAUUAGUGUCAAGAUAUAACGUGUAGGGUUAGCGGGAAUGUUAGCAAUAAUGAUUGGUCCAACGCUUUUUAGAAUUAACCUCUUUUUCUUGUGUUUACUUCGAGAACAAUCCAUUUAUUUGUCAAUCUACUAAAAACUUAUUUAAAACCAAACGGUAGAAUGUUUAAAAAGAUGUGUUGCCUUCAUAAAAUAUUAAUCGGUGUUGCCAACUACUUGAUGAUUUUUUAUUACCAUUUCAAAACAUAUUUUUUCUCGAAAUAAACACAGGAAUGUCGCUAUCAUCGGUAGGGGACAUUAUAAUGUAAGAUUUUGACAUUCAAUGUUAAAAAUACCUGAUAAAUGAGUUACCAUAGAAUAAGAUGGUGCCAUAAACAAUAAUGGUGUAUGAGGAGCUAUUUUCAAAAAACCUUUUUGGAUUUAAAAAAGAACUGGUUUAAUCUCAAAAUACCGAAUCAUUAUUACUUUUAUUUAAUCUCUGUUAUAUACCUGUGUGAAUAUUAUAUUUUAAUAGAGAUAAACAAAAACAAUAAUGAUUCGGUAAACGGCAGCGCCAUCUUGUUUUUUUAAAGGGCAACACACACUUUAUGGUAUUCAAAAUAUAUGAUAUCUAAUGGUCACAUCAUUUCAUAGAUAUUAGUGAUGUACAGUUAAGUUAGGUUUUUACGGAGUCUAGAUACGGUAAAUAGUCUAGAUUUUAACUAUUUUAAGUUAUAUGUGGCGUUUUGUAUAAAAUAUUCUUUUUUUUUUAAACUUUGUCUAUAGAUGUCGCUUAGCAAAUGGAACAUCGAAUAGUUGUGUAAAUCGGUCGAUAGGUGUCGCUACGAAUGCAUCGAUUGUGUGUAUAAUUAAUUAUUGUAUCUUAGAAGUGUCAGACUGUGAUUAUUUUUGCUAACAUUGACAUUUUUGUAAUGACAACUAUACAAUAAAUACUGUACCAAAUAA